Messenger RNA from Carya illinoinensis, 678 nucleotides. RefSeq lists its product as uncharacterized. The record is from RefSeq and is a predicted model, not a curated record. NCBI's taxonomy places the organism in Eukaryota, Viridiplantae, Streptophyta, Magnoliopsida, Fagales, Juglandaceae. The transcript has a single exon. Bases 1 to 678 code for a protein of 225 amino acids.
AUGGCUCAUACAUUUUUUCGCAAAUUGUUGACAUACGUAUCCUCUGAAGAUGAUAGCGAUGUUGUUCUUAAUGAGGAGGCUGAUGGACAGUCAUCGAGGCAUCGUGACAAUCGCCAAAGUCGAAAGUUUAUUCGGCAUGAUCAUAUUCAGGGGCACGAGCGCCUAUUUCGCGAUUAUUUUACAGAAAAUCUAGUAUAUCCCUCGAAUCUAUUUCAAAUGAGAUUUUGGAUGAGCCGUCCCCUAUUUCUCCAUAUUCUAAAUGAGAUAGAGUAUUACGAGCCAUACUUCGUCCAUAGAAGAGAUAAUACUGGAAGACUCGGUUUAUCUUCUAUGCAAAAGAUAACUGUAGCACUUAGAAUGAUGGUGUAUGGGGUUACUGGAGAUUUUAUGGAUGAAUAUAUACGCAUUGGUGAAAGCACCGCAAUAGAGAGCCUCAAAAAAUUCUCUGAGACAAUAGUAAGUGUUUUUUCAGAUGAAUAUAUGUGGUCUCUAAAUGCCAACGAUAUUACCCAAUUGUUUGCUGUUGCUGAACAACAAGGAUUCCCUAGAAUGCUGGGAAGCAUUAACUGCAUGCAUUGGAAGUGGAAAAAUUAUCCCGAAGCCUGGAAAGGUAUGUACUCUGGCCACAUCCGUGAACCUACUGUUAUUUUAGUAGCAGUUGUUUCAUAUGAUCUCUAA